AUGGCUCCAGACAAUGCAACGAACGAGAACUCCCACCACCAUAGACAUCGCCACACAACCGUGUUUCGGCCACAGCUGCAGCCUCUGUGUGUCUCGUCAGGUUUUCGGCUGACCUCAACAAGCGGCAUCCAUAAGGAGCACCAGCAGCAGCAUGUCACGACAUGCGGCACAUAUUAUGGCGGCCCGUUUGACGAGCACAUCGACGCACUGGCAACAAGAACGGCCUGUCGGUGCAGCACGAACAGCCCCCACAUCUGCUGCCUCUCUCUGAGAGAGUAUGCGGCGUCCUGCGGCCGCCCGUCCCAGAGACGGUCUCAGCCCCGUUGCAGAACCCGGAUGUUGGUCUUGCAGUGCUCCAUGGAUCGGACCUCGGCGAGCAAGUCAACUCGGCACGAACCGAUGACGAGCUCGCGGGCCGAGACCGAGGCCGGAGCCAAUAUCGAUUGCGAUCACAUGUCCGACGCAGACAGCGUCCUAUGCCACGAUCCCGAAGACAACCACGCCGGCUCCGAUGUCGACGAGGCCGACGCCGACAACAUGAGUGAAGACGACGCUCCUGUCAUGGAAGGGAGCGCUGGCAUGACUGACAUUCCCCUCGGCGACCCCAUCGCAGACCUCGUCCUCCGUGAAUACGAUACGCUCGCCGAGUUCGAUGGAGAGGCCAAUAGCGACGACGGGUUCGAUGUGCCCAGCCCGAGCGAGAUCGAGCCGCAGGCGCCGGAGGAAGCCGAGAGCCGCCUCGUAUUUGGCAACCGAAUUGAUCAUAUGCUGGCAACCGCGGCGAACUUGCCGCGGUCCUAUUUGGAUCCCUCUAGCUUCCGCAGUCGCCGUUGGCUCCCGUGA
Messenger RNA from Sporothrix schenckii 1099-18, 843 nucleotides. RefSeq lists its product as uncharacterized. The transcript has a single exon. The record is from RefSeq and is a predicted model, not a curated record. Bases 1 to 843 code for a protein of 280 amino acids. Lineage: Eukaryota; Fungi; Ascomycota; Sordariomycetes; Ophiostomatales; Ophiostomataceae.